UGGGUGGGGAAAGGGCUGGCACAACUCAGCUCUCCAUCUAUUUAAAGGCCAGGGUGGGGCCCCUGAGCUACUUGCCUGGGACUUUUGCACCUUGGAGGAGAGGAGCAGCAGCCCACGGAGCAGCACCAUGUCUUGCGGACCUGUGUGCACCAACCUGGGCCUCAAGCCUGGCCAGCGCCUCACAGUCAAGGGGACGAUUCCACCCAACGCCAAGAGCUUUGUGAUGAAUCUGGGGAAGGACGCGACCCACCUGGGCCUUCACUUCAACCCCCGCUUUGAUGCUCACGGCGAUGUGAACACCAUCGUGUGCAACUCCAAGAAAGUGGAGGAGUGGGGUGCGGAGCAAAGGGAGACGGUCUUCCCUUUCCAGAAGGGAGCCCCCGCAGAGGUCACUUUCAGCAUCAACCCAAGUGAUGUGACCGUCCACCUGACGGGCCACCAGUUCACGUUCCCCAACCGGCUGGGUCUUUCUGUCUUUGAUUACUUCGAUACACACGGGGACUUCACGCUGCAGUCCCUCAGCUGGGAGUAACUCCCUCUCCUGUUUCAAAUACACCUGUUUCGAGUACAAAAAAGCCAUCAAUAAACAUGUUUUGGUCUA
Messenger RNA from Anas platyrhynchos (mallard), 601 nucleotides. It is a transcript of the gene LGALS1, whose product is annotated as galectin 1. The record is from RefSeq and is a predicted model, not a curated record. NCBI's taxonomy places the organism in Eukaryota, Metazoa, Chordata, Aves, Anseriformes, Anatidae. Gene Ontology annotation, molecular function: lactose binding; laminin binding.